GGGCAAUAUCACGUGAACAAAUUGUAGAUACGAGGGGAUGCGUAUAUGAACUAUAUUUAUUUUUUUCGAUAUUUGAUAUUAUUUAAAACUCAAAUCAAUUGAUUCGAAGUAUUCAAUUUAUACAAUAAUAAUUCAACUCACCAAUGUCAUCAUCACCAAUUAAAGGGUCUGGUGAUAUCCAGAAUUCACAAGAAAGUGCUGUUCAUGAAACCCCAAGUACAACACCACCAGCGCCAGAUACAGUCUCCGCCAACAGUACACCAGCACGAGAAGAUACACCAAUGGAAGAAGAAGGACAAGAUCAAGAACAAGAUCAAGAACAAGAACAAUCAUUGUCUUUGCCAUUGGCGAAAAUAAAGAGAAUAUUCAAAAUGGAUCCUGAUUAUACUGCUGCAUCACAAAGUUCUGUUUAUGCUACUGGUUUAGCAACAGAAUUAUUCAUACAAUAUUUCGUAGAACAAGCUAGUUUAUUAGCUAAAAUGGAUAAAAGAAAGAAAAUUCAAUAUAAGGACUUUGCAUCUGCUGUUGUUAGUCAUGAUUCUUUAAACUUUUUAAGUGAAACUGUUCCAAGAACUUAUAAAUUGGCUGACUUAAUUACCAAUCAAUUAAUAGAGAUUGAUGAAAAUGCCGUCACAACCACAGAAGCUAAUGAUAAUGACGAGAAUAUUGAUCCUGAGGAGGAAGUCACAAACGAAGUCACUACUACUACCGAAGUUUCUUCAAAGAAAAAGAAGAAGCCAACGCAAGUACUUUCAAAAGGUCAACAAACAUUAAAUUUCUCAUCAAAAGAGCCCGUUGUGGCGCCAGUUAAAAAGGCUGUCAUACAUGACUUGGUAACAAACGACGAUACAGCUCCAGCAAGCCCAGUAGAAGAAGAUGAUGACGUUAUCAUGAUAGAUUAGAAAGAGAUUCACUUUCCGCUAUGUACAA
Molecule: messenger RNA, 930 nt
Organism: Scheffersomyces coipomensis
Lineage: Eukaryota; Fungi; Ascomycota; Pichiomycetes; Serinales; Debaryomycetaceae
Gene: HFL1
Product: DNA polymerase epsilon noncatalytic subunit
Exons: 1
Coding region: 144-902 (252 amino acids)
Biological process (GO): DNA-templated DNA replication
Cellular component (GO): CHRAC; nucleus
Molecular function (GO): protein heterodimerization activity
Source: RefSeq, a predicted model, not a curated record